Molecule: messenger RNA, 2097 nt
Organism: Heterocephalus glaber (naked mole-rat)
Lineage: Eukaryota; Metazoa; Chordata; Mammalia; Rodentia; Bathyergidae
Source: RefSeq, a predicted model, not a curated record
GAGAGGGAGGGGAGAGGGACCAGAGCGCCGGGAGCCAGAGGAGGCGGGCGCCGCGCCGCUCCCGGCACCGCCACGCACGCUCGCCCUGCCCGAGAGACGCGGGGCAGCCUGGUCGCGGGUCACCUUGUCCCGGAGGCUGAGUGGAGUUUUUCCCAUGAAGGUCCAAGAAGCCGACUGAGAGGUUAUUACGCUCCAUGAUUAGAAGCUGAUCUGGCUGUGAGGACAAAUGGGUUCCUCAAGGCAAGUGUGACCUGCGUGUCCUGUGCAGCCGGAUGCCUGGCAUGGAAGCCAGCACCAUGGACGGCCCUGCCGGGCCAAAGAGUGAGCUGGCGUGCAGCAAGGUCCUGGACACUGGCCCAAGGAAUGGGCUCAUCAACACCAGAAACUUCAUGGCCGAGAACAGGGAUGGCCUGGUGUCCAUGUACCCAACGCCCCAGUACCAGAGCCACCGGAGCAUGGACAGUGGGGGGAAAGAGUCUGCGCAGCAGCUGCUGGACCCCAACGCCCUGCAGAGGUCAGUGGAGUCACGGUACCGGCCCAACCUCAUUCUCUACUCUGAGGGCAUGCUGCGCUCCUGGGGAGACGGUGUGGCCACCGACUGCUGUGAGACCACCUUCAUCGAGGACCGGUCGCCCACCAAAGACAGCCUGGAGUAUCCUGAUGGGAAGUUCCUGGACCUUUCUCCUGAUGACAUCAAGAUCCACACACUGUCCUACGAUGUGGAGGAGGAGGAGCUACAGGAGCUGGAGAGUGACUACUCCAGUGACACAGAGAGCGAGGACAACUUCCUCAUGAUGCCCCCACGGGACCACCUGGGGCUCAGCGUCUUCUCCAUGCUCUGCUGCUUCUGGCCACUGGGCAUUGCAGCCUUCUACCUGUCCCACGAGGGGCCAGGGCAGGCGCACAGAAACCGACUUCUGGCCAGGAGCAUGGAAACUGACUUCCUUCCCAAGGAGCAGCCACAGCGAAGGGAAAGACAGACGAAUAAGGCCGUGGCUCAAGGUGACUUCCACCAGGCUAGCACCAGCUCCCGGCGCGCCCUCUUCCUGGCCGUGCUGUCCAUCACCAUCGGCACGGGCAUCUACGUGGGUGUUGCUGUCGCCCUCAUCGCCUACCUCUCCAAGAGCAACCACCUGUGAGCUUCCUGCAGGCACCAGGAGGGACUGGCACAUGGGGGCAGCUCAGGUGGUGUCGGAUGACACCCGAUGGCUGGAGUUUCCACCAUGACUCCCUGAUUUCUCCUUUAACUCCAUCGUCACAGCACUGCGUGGGCUCUGCACAUAUGGGCUCCAAAGCCCCUGGCCACAGGGCUGUCUGGGAUGGGUCCAGGUGGAGGGAUGACAUUUCGCUCUCUGCAGCUGCCAUGCCUCAUAUGCCACCACAUUAGCAAUAUACAAACAGUAAAAAAGAAAAAAAAGUAUUUAUUUUUAUGGAACAUGGUCAAGGUGCAAUAGGCUGAGGGCAGGGACUGUCUGCUCUGCUGUUGGUGGCUGCCUGGCUUCUCCACAUCCCAAGCAUCCAUGAGACUUUCCUCCCAGAAGACAGAAAAUGGGGCUGGAGAUGAGGAGCACAGAACAGUUGUAGGGGACUCUGCGUUACCAUCUGAAGAAGGGUCUGGCCCCAAGGAUGUGAAGCCAGAAAGACAUGGCUCUGGUCCUGAGGCCCCUCAUGCCCUCCAUGCUGCCCUGAAUGUGUCACUGCACAGCCACCCACUCACAGCAGUGCGAAGCUUUGGGCUAUUGGGGAGGUGGUCACGGCGGGCAACGUAGGCUCCUAGAAAAUGGCCCCACAUUGGUGCCAGGAACUGGAGGCAAAAGAGCCAGGAAGACCUAAGAUGCCCAUGACGUGACUGCCCUCAUGAUGCUCAUCCGGUCCUAAGCAAUGACAAUGACAGCGCCAACCCUAGACACAAGACAGGCCUUACUCUGUCAACUCAAUGAAUCACUAUUUUCUUGUCAUUUUUUAAGUGCAACUCUUGCUUCAUGCUGCUUCAGUUACCAGAUGAAUGCUGAGAAAUAAGUCACCACAGACAUUUUAAUACCAUCUCACAGCUGUUUUACGGUGUUCAUUAUUUAACAAAAGUUAUCUUUUAGCUUA